Molecule: messenger RNA, 3237 nt
Organism: Cercocebus atys (sooty mangabey)
Lineage: Eukaryota; Metazoa; Chordata; Mammalia; Primates; Cercopithecidae
Gene: ATG7
Product: autophagy related 7
Exons: 19
Coding region: 888-2999 (703 amino acids)
Biological process (GO): autophagy of mitochondrion; protein modification by small protein conjugation; autophagosome assembly
Cellular component (GO): phagophore assembly site; cytoplasm
Molecular function (GO): Atg8 activating enzyme activity; Atg12 activating enzyme activity
Source: RefSeq, a predicted model, not a curated record
GACAGGGUUUCGCCAUGUUGGCCAGGCAUGUUAUUGGUAAACAAUAUGAUGUUAGUCCUGCUUUUUGAGUGCCUCCUAUGGGCCAGAUGUAUGCAUUUUCUAGUUGAAUCCUCACAAUAAUUCUGCACAGUAGGUGGUAUCCCUGUGUAACAGAAGAGGAAACAGACUCGGAGAAGUUGAAUGACGUGUCCAAGGUGGUGUGGCUAGAAAGUAGCAGAGACAGAAUGUGAACUCAGGUCUCUCUGGCUUAUGAACCUAUGCUCUUUCCGGUCUAGUAGACCAUCUGCCUUGUCCAAUUGUUUUCUUGAACUUAGAUUUAAAGCCCUAGAUUUACCGCUAUAAAAUUUCAAAUCUUGUUAAAAUAGGCCUGCCAUUCCAGAUGGUCGGAAUCUUUUUUUAUCCUGAAUUUUAGUCACUUGUAUUGCCUGUUUCUUCUUGUGUUAUGAUGUGUAUGAAACUGAUAAGCAAAUCUAUAUAAUUAUCCAAGCUAUUGAUAAAAUAUGGCACUAAGAAUAUUGACUAUAUUUAUUUAUUUGCCUAUUCCCCCUGCUUUUAGCCCCAGCAUAGGGUUCAGUGCACAUGAAAUACUUAGUAAAUGUUGAUAAAUAUUCAUUCAUGUGAAUAAAUAAAAUAAAUUGGACAGGCCCAGAGACCAAGCCAAAGACCUGCUGCUAUUAGCUCCUUUCUAAUUAACAUUAAUUAAUUCAGUAACCAAGAUCCUUUGAAUAAGAUUGUUUUACCAGUUCUUAAUCCCUCUAAUUAUGUCAGGAUUCAAUUCCUGUAUCUUCAUCUUGUCUACCGGGAUUUCUAGAGCAACCUUGUGAGAGACAUUUCUGAGACCUGUGUGUCCUGUGUCUAUGAUUCUUCCCUGAUCAAGGCAAGAAAUAAUGGCAGCAGCUACGGGGGAUCCUGGACUCUCUAAACUGCAGUUUGCCCCCUUUAGCAGUGCCUUGGAUGUUGGGUUCUGGCAUGAGUUGACCCAGAAGAAGCUGAAUGAGUAUCGGCUGGAUGAAGCUCCCAAGGACAUUAAGGGUUAUUACUACAAUGGUGACUCUGCUGGGCUGCCAGCUCGCUUAACAUUGGAGUUCAGUGCUUUUGACAUGAGUGCUCCCACCCCAGCCCGCUGCUGCCCAGCUGUUGGAACACUGUAUAACACCAACACACUCGAGUCUUUCAAGACUGCAGAUAAGAAGCUCCUUUUGGAACAAGCAGCAAAUGAGAUAUGGGAAUCCAUAAAAUCAGGCGCUGCUCUUGAAAAUCCUGUACUCCUCAACAAGUUCCUCCUCUUGACAUUUGCAGAUCUAAAGAAGUACCACUUCUACUAUUGGUUUUGCUAUCCUGCCCUCUGCCUUCCAGAGAGUUUACUUCUCAUUCAGGGGCCAGUGGGUUUGGAUCAAAGGUUUUCACUAAAACAGAUUGAAGCAUUAGAGUGUGCAUAUGAUAAUCUUUGUCAAACAGAAGGAGUCACAGCUCUUCCUUACUUCUUAAUCAAGUAUGAUGAGAACACGGUGCUGGUUUCCUUGCUUAAACACUACAGUGAUUUCUUCCAAGGUCAAAGGAUGAAGAUAACAAUUGGUGUAUAUGAUCCCUGUAACUUAGCCCAGUACCCUGGAUGGCCUUUGAGGAAUUUUUUGGUCCUAGCAGCCCACAGAUGGAGUAGCAGUUUCCAGUCUGUUGAAGUUCUUUGCUUCCGUGACCGUACCAUGCAGGGGGCGCGAGACGUUGCCCACAGCAUCAUCUUCGAAGUGAAGCUUCCAGAAAUGGCAUUUAGCCCAGAUUGUCCUAAAGCAGUUGGAUGGGAAAAGAACCAGAAAGGAGGCAUGGGACCAAGGAUGGUGAACCUCAGUGAAUGUAUGGACCCUAAAAGGUUAGCUGAGUCAUCAGUGGAUCUAAAUCUCAAACUGAUGUGUUGGAGAUUGGUUCCUACUUUAGACUUGGACAAGGUUGUGUCUGUCAAAUGUCUGCUGCUUGGAGCCGGCACCUUGGGUUGCAAUGUAGCUAGGACGUUGAUGGGUUGGGGCGUGAGACACAUCACAUUUGUGGACAAUGCCAAGAUCUCCUACUCCAAUCCUGUGAGGCAGCCUCUCUAUGAGUUUGAAGAUUGCCUAGCGGGUGGUAAGCCCAAGGCUCUGGCUGCAGCAGACCGGCUCCAGAAAAUAUUCCCCGGUGUGAAUGCCAGAGGAUUCAACAUGAGCAUACCCAUGCCUGGGCAUCCAGUGAACUUCUCCAGUGUCACUCUGGAGCAAGCCCGCAGAGAUGUGGAGCAACUGGAGCAGCUCAUCGAAAGCCAUGAUGUCAUUUUCCUGUUGAUGGACACCAGGGAGAGCAGGUGGCUUCCUGCUGUCAUUGCUGCAAGCAAGAGAAAGCUGGUCAUCAAUGCUGCUUUGGGAUUUGACACAUUUGUUGUCAUGAGACAUGGCCUGAAGAAACCAAAGCAGCAGGGAGCUGGGGACUUGUGUCCAAACCACCCUGUGGCAUCUGCUGACCUCCUGGGCUCAUCACUUUUUGCCAACAUCCCUGGUUACAAGCUUGGCUGCUAUUUCUGCAAUGAUGUGGUGGCCCCAGGAGAUUCAACCAGAGACCGGACCUUGGACCAGCAGUGCACUGUGAGUCGUCCAGGAUUGGCCAUGAUUGCGGGAGCCCUGGCCGUGGAAUUGAUGGUAUCUGUUUUGCAGCAUCCAGAAGGGGGCUAUGCCAUUGCCAGCAGCAGUGACGAUCGGAUGAAUGAGCCUCCAACCUCUCUUGGGCUCGUGCCUCACCAGAUCCGGGGAUUUCUGUCACGGUUUGAUAAUGUCCUUCCCGUCAGCCUGGCAUUUGACAAAUGUACAGCUUGUUCUUCCAAAGUUCUUGAUCAAUAUGAACGAGAAGGAUUUAACUUCCUAGCCAAGGUGUUUAAUUCUUCACAUUCCUUCUUGGAAGACUUGACUGGUCUUACAUUGCUGCAUCAAGAAACCCAAGCUGCCGAGAUCUGGGACAUGAGCGACGACGAGACCAUCUGAGAUGGCCCCGCUGUGAGGCUGACUUCUCCCCGGCCGCCUGCUGAGGAGCUCUCCAUCACCAGAGCAGGACUGCUGACCCCAGGCUCGGUGAUUCUGGUCCCCUCCUCUCCAUACCCUGAGGACUGGGACCCCCUCCGCUGCCCAGGAGCGGCCAUGUUCAACGUUGCUCGGGAUUCACGAUGCCACCAGUUCAGAGCUGAAUAAUAACCUUGGCUUCGGCCUCGUUAUCGACCUGGGA